Molecule: messenger RNA, 3183 nt
Organism: Papaver somniferum (opium poppy)
Lineage: Eukaryota; Viridiplantae; Streptophyta; Magnoliopsida; Ranunculales; Papaveraceae
Product: protein TRANSPARENT TESTA 9-like
Exons: 21
Coding region: 267-2846 (859 amino acids)
Biological process (GO): endosome to lysosome transport; endosomal transport; regulation of autophagosome maturation
Cellular component (GO): endolysosome membrane; late endosome
Source: RefSeq, a predicted model, not a curated record
AACCAGCCAAAACCCAACAGAAAAAUUAGGGAGAGAGGGAGAAAAUUUUGAUUUAUUGAUGGGUGAAUGGAGGAUUACAAUAAAUUAUCAAAAUUAGGGUUUACAAUUAUGUCUUUAGAUCAUGAAGAAGUGUUUGAUUGGUAAUUAAUCCAAAAUUAGGGCUGAUUCGAAGAGGAAGAAGGAGAAAUUGGUUACAGAUAUUGCAUCUCGGUUUCAUUUGAUAUAAGGUCAUGUUAAUUAUACAGAUCUGAUUGGUAAUUUGAAACAUGUGGCUUGCUUUCUGGAGACCCAGAAAUCGAUUCUCUUUGGAAGAACUCAGCCGUUUAACUGAUCAGCUGCAAAAAGUACAAAUUGUCAAUGAAGUUAACCAGGAUCUGGUGAUUGAGGCACUGAGGUCAAUUGCUGAGAUAGUUACAUAUGGUGACCAAAAUGAUCCAACCUUUUUUGAUUUUUUCAUGGAAAAGCAAGUUAUGGGGGAGUUUGCGCGUAUACUAAAAGUUAGUAAAACCUUGGCUGUAGCUCUUCAAAUACUACAAACCGUGAGCAUUAUGAUUCAGAAUCUUAGGAGUGAGCGUGCUCUAUAUCACAUAUUCAGCACUGAACAUGUUAACUACCUUAUAACAUAUCCCUUUGACUUCCGUAACGAAGAACUAUUGUCUUACUACAUCUCUUUUCUAAGGGCGAUAAGUGGGAAGCUAACUAAAAGUACAGUUCCUUUGCUUAUGAAGACUGAAAAUAAUGAAGUAGUAUCCUUUCCGUUGUACAUAGAGGCUAUACAAUUAGCUUUCCACGAAGAAAGCAUGGUUCGUAUUGCUGUGCGUGCUGUGACACUCAAUGUCUACCAUGUUGGAGACGAAUGUGUUAAUAGAUAUGUCAUUAGUACACCUAUGGCAGAUUACUUUUCGAAUUUGAUUACCUACUUCCGGAGGCGGUGCAUAACCUUGGACGAACGGGUCUCUGAAUCUGUAAAGAAUCCAACCCCAGAAUCAAAUUCUUCCAUUCUUGCUGCUGUUGAUGAAAUUGAAGACAGCUUAUAUUAUUUUAGUGAUGCUAUAUCUUCGGGGAUUCCCGACCUUGGAAAGGUGAUAGCGGAGAAGAUGUUGCAGCUUUUGAUAUUUCCAUUGCUUUUUCCAUCUUUGAGAACAGACCCUACCAAUGGGGCACAAAUCAGCGCUACUACUUCACUGUAUUUAUUUUGUUGCAUUGUGCGCAUCCUUAAGAUCAAGAAUUUAGCGAAUACAAUUGCCGUGGCAUUACUCUGUUUGCUGGAAGCAUUUACUCCAAGGUCUGAAGUUAAACAGAACGGAAAUAUAUUUGGUCACAGUUUCACACAGGAAAACCAUAGUCUGGACAAAGAUGCAGUUGAUGCAAAAGCAGAUAAUCAGCUCUUAAAAAUUACUGUACCAACUUCACCUAGUUCUUCCCAAAUACAUUCAGCAGAAGACUUUUCACUCCAGCAUAACUGUAGUGGUCCGCAUUUGGCUUUGAGGGAAGUAUUGCUCUCAUACAUUGUUCAUGGGGAUGAAAUAAAAGUUUUGGGUUCUUUGAAUGUGCUGGCUACUUUGUUGCAGACGAAGGAACUAGAUGAGUCAAUGCUUGACGCUCUUGGAAUUCUUCCCCAAAGAAAACAGCAUAAGAAACUUCUGCUGCAAGCUUUGGUGGGAGAGGGUCCAGAUGAAGAGCAGCUUUUUUCACCAGAAGGUGGCGUUUCGGAAGAUGGCGUCAAUAGUCAAAUUGAUACAUAUCUUCAAACUAUCAAGGAUCAAUAUGGUUGGUCAUGUUCUUGCAUUGAUUUGGGCGUAAGCCCUCGAGUACAUAGAUUUCAGGUGGUUGAUGCGCUGGUCAGUCUAUUUUGCCGGUCCAAUAUUUCUGCAGAAACAUUGUGGGAUGGUGGCUGGCUUUUGCGCCAGCUGCUUCCGUAUAGUGAAGCAGAAUUUAGCAGCCAUCAUCGUAAAUUGCUCAAAGAUGCAUACAAGAAUUGCUCAGCUUGUCUUCUCCUGGAAGUUAGAGGGGUUUGGCCUGAUUUACUCACAACAAUCCUAACCAAUGAGUGGAGAAAGUGCAAAAAAGCAAUUGAAGCGUCUUCUCCCCAGAAAGAGCCUAAAUGCGUACUCUUACCGCCACCAAAAUUCUCUCUAGACGUUGAAUCAUCUUUCUCCGCAGGUGAAAGAAUGUAUGAGAUGGUGAAGGUAUUUGUCCUGCGCCAUCAACUUCAAAUCUUUUCCUCUGGUGGGAUUUUGCCCGACCAACCACCAAUAAAUUGUCCAACUGACCCUCCUGUAAACUCCCGAUCAAAAGCUGCUGGGCUGGAUCUUACAGAUCCAAAACCCGGCACUGAGAUAAGCAUAGCUGGUGCAGUGCCUUGUAGAAUUGCAUUCGAGAGAGGAAAAGAGCGUCAUUUUUUCUUUUUGGCAGUCAGUAGAGGAGCAUCUGGGUGGAUUCUCCUCAUUGAAGAACAACCCAUUAGGAAUAAACGUGGAGUUGUUCGUGUCGCCGCACCUUUGGCUGGCUCUAAUCCUAAAAUAGAUGAUAAGCAUAUGAAAUGGUUACACCUACGAAUACGUCCGUCUAGCUUGCCCUUUUUGGACCCGUCGAAAUUCGAUGUAUUUGGAAAUCCAAAGCCAAAAGCUUUGAUUGAUGGGAGAUGGACCCUCGCAUUUAGGGACGAGGCUUCAUGCCAAUCUGCUUUCUCGAUGAUACUCGAGGAGAUUGAUUUGCAAACUAACGAAGUGGAAAGGAGAUUGAAGCCCUUAUUUGAUCUUAGUAGACCGAUUGACGAGUUAGUACCUUCUCUUCAUGUUACAGAAACUUCGCCAAUAAGAACGAAAACGGAAGUUUCUUCAUAAGUCUCAUCCUCCCCCAGAUGGGUUGUGAAAUAAUAGGUUGUUUUAUGGGUGAAGUUUCCACCCUUUUGUAAAUUCCUUGUCACAGAAAGUAGAGUAGUCCUUUUAACCAUCAAAUUCUAUUUAUGAUUUGAUGGCUAUUCUUUUUACACUAGUUAGAUCCUGAUUGAUCUUCUACUGUAUGUGUGUAACAGUUUUCUUUUUGUUUCGGUAAUCAUUCUUUAACAGUAGUUGUAGCCUUGUUCUUUUUCUGCCCUUUUCUUAGUUUUGUAAGUCAUGUAUAGUAAAUCAAAUGUAUAUUUGAGAUGAUCCUAAAAUGAAGAUGCAAGUUAUUUUCUUC